Messenger RNA from Zophobas morio, 3597 nucleotides. Its product is annotated as protein diaphanous homolog 3-like. Gene Ontology annotation, cellular component: actin filament. NCBI's taxonomy places the organism in Eukaryota, Metazoa, Arthropoda, Insecta, Coleoptera, Tenebrionidae. The transcript has 32 exons. Bases 1 to 3597 code for a protein of 1198 amino acids. The record is from RefSeq and is a predicted model, not a curated record. Gene Ontology annotation, molecular function: actin binding. Gene Ontology annotation, biological process: actin filament polymerization.
AUGAAUAAAGGUGCCCCAUUUGCUUUGAAAAGAAAUAAAUUUUUAGAAGACGACGCCAACGCUGAAACUAUUGUGGAUACUCAUAUUGAUACUAUCCAAGAACAAGUUAUUGCUGAAGCUGUUGAAUGUUUUCCGAAUGUUUCCUUCCGUUUCAGCAAAGAUCUGAACACUUUGUUCAACACCAAAGAUACUCCCUGCGCUCACAUUAAAAACAAACUUAUCGCUUUGAGGAGCUCUUUUUUUAUCGAAACUCCACAAUGGUUACUUAAUUUUGAUCGCUUGAAGGGAAUAGACACCCUUGGUUUCAUCAUCACCGAACUUUAUCACCGCGAACAAACUUCUGAAACUGAAGAAGCUCUGCAUGAAUGUAUAUUGUGUCUCAUAACGUAUAUGAAAACUGCGGAGGGUUUCUGUGCGGUUGUCCGGAACUUACAAAUUUUAAAAAUCAUUGCAAAAUUAAUCAGUGCGGAUUCGAAAACCAUUAAAAUUUGCGGUGAUGUUUUAGAAAUUUUAGGAGUAGUGGCACUUGCAAAUUGUUUGGGCCAUCAGAAUUCUAUGGAGGCUCUCUUGUCGCUGAAGGGACUGCGAAAAGAAAAGUACAGAUUCCAGCAUUUGAUGACUUUAUUGGACUCCGGCAUUUCCACUUUAGAGCUUACUUGCAUGCAGCUAAUUAACGCGAUAGUAAAUUCUAAAUAUCUCACCGUUGAUAUGCGCAUGAAUCUCAGAAACGAAUUCGCGGCGGCCGGGCUCUUAAAAAAAAUUGAAAAACUAAAAAAGUCUGAAAGUUUAGAAGACGGCCUCGUGACGCACAUAGCCGCGUGGGAAAAAAAUAGUUACAGAGAUAUUCAGAUUAUUAAUGAAAGAAUCAACAGAGCCAUGAAAGAGUUGAGCCACGUGGACGACGUUUACUCUAUUCUCGGCGAUUUGACGGGAGGAUUUACUGCAAACUUUGCCUUAACAAAUUUGUUCCAACAAUUGUUUUUAAUGCAACUCGUUGACCCGGACGGCGCGGACGUCAAGGUCAAUUGCACACAAAGAGCGCGUCUGGCGUUUGUUUUGGCGCUAUUAGAAAAAAUUGUAAGGGACGGCUAUGAUCCGGACUUUGCAUGCUUCCACGUGGAUGCAGAAAUUUUCCGACUGCCUAUGAUAAACGAGGAGAAGUUAAAGUAUGCCGAGUCGUACGUGCAUCAACUGUCGGAGAUUUUUUAUAAGCAGACAAAACUUAAACAUACGGAGCAUAAAAAAAUAAUUGACAAACUUUAUCUUCUUGAUAAGUCUAUAACUGAAAAUAAAAAGCAGUUGGAGGAGUUAAAAAAUAGCAAUUCUGAGGCGCUCGAUCGCUCCCAUUUGGAACUUCUUAAACGUUUGAAAGCGUCUUGCCAUACGCAACGAUCACGCGCUAGGAUAUUAGAAGAGAUCAUUAAUAAUUUGGACAAAUAUCGAGACGCCAAUCCAGACGGCAUAAUACGAUUGGGAGGGCGCCGGUCAAACGAAGUAGAAAAUGACCCCAUUUAUGCGCUACGGGAAGUCCUUGGGCUCGGUCCCGCGCCCGUCCCGCUGUCCUGCAAAAGAACUCUUUCGCAAGACACAUCCAUUUCGAUAUACACCCCUCCAACCGAUCGACUAUACUCGACGGCCAUUGCGACUUUAGAAGAAGACACUGUUAUUAAACUCGACGAAGAAAUAGCCAAUGAUGAAGCGCCCGCGCUACCAAUGGUGCCUCCUCCGCCCCCUCCUCCGCCCCCGCCCGGAUCAGCACAUGGCGACAAGUACAGAAAAAAGCCUUAUAAAAUUGUUGCUAGUACGCAACUAAAGAGAAUGAACUGGAGUUCAGUGCCUUAUUUCAAAGUAAAGGGUUCAUUUUGGGAAAACGUAGAGGAGGAGAGAUUCAUUGACUCGAUAAACUGGAACGACCUUGAAAUGCAUUUCUGCAACAAAAAGAGUCACUUUUUAUCUAAUGGUGAGCCCGAAAACAAGCUAAAAGAAACUUACAUCGAUGUAAUGGACCCGAAAAAGUCAUACAACUUGUCUAUUUUGCUAACCAAUCUCGUCUCGAAGCGAACGGUGCAGUGGGUAAAAGAGAGACUCCUCAAAUGCGACACUGAAGAGCAUCCCGAAUUAUCUUUGAGCCUAUUGGUUGCUUUUAAAAGAUGGGCGCCGGACGAAAAGGAAAAAGAAAAACUUGACACUUUUGAAGGCGACAUCGAAAAACUCGCACUUUCGAAUCGGUUCAUGAAGGAAAUCUCGAAAAUCAAACGAUUUAAAGAGAGAAUGAACUUCAUUAUAAUGAGAAGAGAACACAACGAGCUGCACACUAAAUUGGAAAAGUGGGUGGAAUGCGUUACUUUUGCCUCAAAAGAACUCAAAACGAACAAGAAAUUUCAAAAGAUUCUUGAAAUCAUACUUUUGCUGGGAAAUUAUAUGAAUUCGAGUUUCAAAAAUGUUCGGCCUUCUUUUGGCUUUCAACUUUCGUAUCUCACGAGUUUAUCGAGCGUAAAAAGCAUAUGCGGGAAAAAAAAUCUUCUAAAUUUUUUAGCGGAGACAAUAUAUAAAGACGAGGAAUUAGGGAAAGUUUUUGAAGAACCUCACGAGCACAUAAAAGAAUGUGCUGAUGUUCACUUUCAUCUUUUAAGAGAAGACAUCAAAGAGUCUAAUGCAAACCUGAAGCUUCUAAAAGAAGAACUCAAUAUUUUGUCUAAAAGCGAAAAAGAAGAAAAUGACUUCUUCAUUGAAGAGUUUAAAAAGUUUUUCGAACAUUUGAAAAAUAAUGUGGAAGAUUUAAAUUCCAAGUACGAAGAAAUGUUGGAGGUCUAUAACGACGUUGUAGCCUUUUAUAAGUACCCGGAGGUCGCCUCUCCCGAAGAUUUUUUUGGAACAAUCGGAAAGUUUUAUGAAACUUUGAAAAGAGCGCACGAGGAAAACUUAAAAGCGGCGGAAGACGCUAAAGAAGUACAAAAAAGAAAAGCAUUGAGAUUAGCAAGGAUUGAAAAACAAAAACUACAGAAAGAAGAAUCAAAAAAAUCGGGCCGAACCCAAGAAACUGUGGAACAGUCAAAACUAGCAAAAGAGCUUUUGAAAAGCCUUCGAAAAGCUAAAUUUGCACAGGAAAUUGACGUUGAAAACAACGCAGAACAGGAAAUUUGCCCCGCUGAGAACAGCGUGGAGGGCCGCCGUCACUGCGAGGAAGGGCAGACCGAGAAGAAAAAGGAUGAAAUCAAAGAGAAUUUGGAUGAUGUUCACAUUUUGGUCGGCGCAAUGGACAGCAGUGAAGGCGACAGCGAGGAGGAAGAGAAUUUAAUUAAGGAAAAAAGUAGUAAUAGCGUAGAACUGGAUAGUAGAGAUAGUAAUAAUAAUAACGCAAUGGAAGACACUUAUAUAGAAAAAGAAAAAUCUCAAGAUGAAAUUAGUAAACAAGAUAAUAAAGAUUGUCAGAAUGAAUGUGAUACUACUAAUAAUUGUAAUUUAAAUGAUAAUUUUAUUGAUAACGGUUGUAAUAAUAUUUCUAAUGAGAAUGCAAAAACUAUACAUAAAGUUCAAAACAAAAGAAAAAGUAAAAAAGUGAAGUACAAAGCUUCGAAAGGAUGUCAAACUCAAUAA